Molecule: messenger RNA, 3058 nt
Organism: Podarcis raffonei (Aeolian wall lizard)
Lineage: Eukaryota; Metazoa; Chordata; Lepidosauria; Squamata; Lacertidae
Gene: CHRNA1
Product: cholinergic receptor nicotinic alpha 1 subunit
Exons: 9
Coding region: 240-1613 (457 amino acids)
Biological process (GO): monoatomic ion transmembrane transport; chemical synaptic transmission; signal transduction
Cellular component (GO): postsynaptic membrane; synapse; neuron projection
Molecular function (GO): acetylcholine-gated monoatomic cation-selective channel activity; transmembrane signaling receptor activity
Source: RefSeq, a predicted model, not a curated record
GACAAUGGAAUGUGUAACUUAGACAAAAAGAAUCCUGACUGUGAGCCAUGGGGACUUGCGCUCGGCAAAAAUAGACCCUGUUCCCAUUUCCAAAGAGUUCUGCUGGCUUCCAGCUGCCAUCCCCAUAAGCAGGUGUCAUGAAACAAUAACUCCGUGGUCACAUUUCCUAAAUGCCCUAGUUGGAAGUGGCGAAGCUUUACUCAGUAACAGAUCUUGAACCCUCUGGAACAGGGAAAGGGAUGGACGUCUGUGGUCUACCAAUCUUCCUGCUCCUUGGACCAGUUGUUCUGGUCCUGGGUUCUGAUCAUGAAACUCGUCUGGUUGCCGAUUUAUUCGAGCAUUAUAACAAAGUUAUUCGUCCAGUAAACAACCACCUUGAAAGUGUUAACGUUACCGUUGGACUACAGCUUAUCCAGUUGAUCAAUGUGGAUGAAGUGAAUCAGAUUGUAGCAACCAACGUGCGUCUAAAACAGCAAUGGAAAGAUGUAAACCUGAAAUGGAAGCCAGAAGAUUAUGGUGGUGUGAAACAAAUUCGCAUCGCCUCAAGCGAACUCUGGCGUCCAGACUUGGUUUUGUACAACAAUGCAGAUGGAGAUUUUGCUAUCGUCCAGGAUACCAAAGUACUCUUAGACUAUACAGGUCACAUUACUUGGACUCCUCCAGCCAUUUUCAAAAGCUACUGUGAAAUUAUAGUCACCCACUUUCCAUUUGAUGAGCAGAACUGUAGUAUGAAGUUGGGCACAUGGACAUACGAUGGCACAAUGGUCGCCAUCUUUCCGGAAAGUGACCGCCCAGAUCUGAGUAACUUCAUGCCCAGCGGAGAAUGGAUCAUGAAAGAUUACCGAGGCUGGAAGCACUGGGUUACCUACGCCUGCUGCCCUGACACACCUUACCUGGACAUCACCUAUCACUUUGUGUUGCAGCGGUUGCCUCUCUACUUCAUCGUCAAUGUCAUCAUCCCUUGUCUCCUCUUCUCUUUCCUAACCGGACUAGUGUUUUACCUGCCUACAGAUUCAGGAGAGAAGAUGACUCUGAGCAUUUCUGUCCUGCUCUCUUUGACGGUGUUUCUUCUGGUCAUUGUGGAGCUGAUUCCUUCCACUUCUAGCGCAGUGCCCUUGAUUGGCAAAUACAUGCUGUUCACCAUGGUCUUCGUCAUAGCUUCCAUCAUCAUCACUGUCAUUGUGAUCAAUACCCACCACCGAUCUCCAAGUACUCACACUAUGCCGCAGUGGGUGAGGAAGAUUUUUAUCGAGACGAUUCCGAACGUCAUGUUCUUCUCAACCAUGAAACGGCCUUCCAGAAACAAGCAGGAGAAAAGGAUUUUUACUGAAGACAUUGAUAUUUCUGAAAUCUCCGGGAAGCAAAGUCCGGCUGCUGUCAAUUUCCAGUCUUCUCUCACCAAAAACCCAGAUGUGAAAAGUGCUAUUGAGGGCAUCAAAUACAUUGCUGAAACAAUGAAGUCAGACCAGGAAUCCACCAAUGCUGCCGAAGAAUGGAAGUUUGUUGCCAUGGUAGUGGAUCACCUUCUGCUUGGCAUCUUCAUGUUAGUUUGCAUCAUUGGAACACUGGCUGUCUUUGCCGGUCGCCUCAUCGAGUUACAGCAGCAAGGCUGAAAAGCGAAAACCAAGUGGGAUAGCUUGAUUUAGAUCUGAAUAUGUGCUCACUUAAGAAAGUUAAUGGAAGGAAAGUCUUCCAUCUCCCUCUCCUCCAUCCCCUCAGCAAAGCAAACCUUUCAAAGAAGCUUGUAGGGUAGGGAGCUGCAGCCAGUAAGCUUUCCUUCCAGAAACUUCCUUAACUUUGCUUACCUUAAGAUCCAAGCCUAUAUCUUUAAUGUGUUGUUAAUAUGUCUCUGCCUAAACGGGGCUAAAUGGAGGGAUAACCUCUUUCGAACUGGCAAUUUCAGGCUCCAGAAAGUGUGAUUCUGCUAAAAGUUUUUGAUUGACUGGCGUCUUUAAUGUCAACCGGCAUGGCUUUCGUCGCACCUAACCAGCUUGCUAAAGCACUGGGUCAGAACCUCUUAUUGUUCAAAUCACCAGGUCAAUGAGCCUAGGACAUCGGUCUGUUCUGGGUAUUUAAGAAAACAGCAUUGGUGCUGUAUACCAAUGGUUCAUCUCAUUGUCUAUUGGUUGUCCCUAAUCACUGGCAAUCUAGGAUGCAAAAAUUGAACAUGUCUUCAACCCACAAUUUUUUCACUUCCCAUUCCUUGCUGCUUUUUUGAAUAAAUAGAUAUGUUCCAAAUGACUCCGUCAGAGAAACUUGGCUGAGCACAUCUGUGAUCUGAAUCUCCCACACUCUGCUGAAAGUGGCCCAUGCAGAAGAAGAGGAAAUUGUCACUGACUGACGUCUACCUACCAAGCUGUUUUCUCUUCUCUUUCCUCAGCUGUGAUUCUUGCUUGCAGGCCUAUCAAAACCAUGUUUACUCAGAAAUAUUCAGAAGCCCCUUCUGAGCACUUACUUUUUAUUAAAUGUGCUUCUGUAAUAUACUUCAUUUUCUUUUCUUUCUUUCUUUUUUAAGAACCACCACCCCAAUCUCAGUUCUGCUUUGGGAUUUAUUUUUUCAGUUGCCAGCAAUACUCACAAUUCACUUGAUCCUCUUAGCAUUAUUCUCACAGUCAGGGAUAAAGCUAGCAGCCAAAGGAGUACUUAGAUGUCUCCUGUACACAUGCUCGGAUAUGAGAUAAGCCGGCCAAUUGACUGCAAUUCUAAAUGUCGCAAUUUCACAUGCAUGCUCUAAAGCCAAACGGGAAAAACUGUUAUAUCCUGCGCAAUCCUAUGUGGGGCUAUUCAGAAAUAAGCACCAUUGAAUUCUAUGGGACUUGCCCAUCUGACUAUUGGUUGUUCUCACUAGAAUUUUGGAGAAUGUGUGCUGAGAGCAUGCAAGCACCCAGUUUAGGGCACUGUAUAAAAUAAGAAUUUAAAUGUUUCAGAUUUUAAUUUUUACCCAGCCCAAAAAAUGUUCGCCCCCUCCCCCGCUUCAAGCAAAUGCCAGUUGCAGUCGAAUUUGUGAGUCACAGGCUCCCUCCUGUGGUGGAAAUACAGUAUUUCUGCAGGUGUACCC